AUGAGUAAUUUAUUGCGGGGAUUGCUAAGUAAAUUGUGCGUCUGUUUCUAUCUGUCAUGGAGCAUGUAUGUACCCAGUCUGGGCAGAGAAUUUGACGUGGCAACCAACCACUGGCUUGUGGAGACGACACAUGAUGGUGGUGAGGAGCUGGCCCGUAGGGUGGCUCGGGAAACUGGAUUCACUUACAUUGGGCCUGUUUUGGGAUCCAAGAGCGAGUUUCAUUUUAUUCAUGGCGGUAUACCUCACGCAAGAUCAAAAAGAAGUCUCACUCACACUCGUCAGUUACGUGCUCACCCACAGGUUCGUUUCGCUUACCAGCAGAGCGGGUAUAUGCGAGUCAAAAGGGGCUAUAAAGAUCCACACAAACUGCUCUCCAACAACAAACAGCACAUCUCUUUGAAAGCCAAACCGCGACUUCCCAAAGAUCCGGAUUUCGGAAAGCAAUGGCAUCUG
Molecule: messenger RNA, 453 nt
Organism: Candidula unifasciata
Lineage: Eukaryota; Metazoa; Mollusca; Gastropoda; Stylommatophora; Geomitridae
Source: the annotation of a GenBank genome assembly